AUGGGAAAACCUCGCAUGAUCAUCUUGAUCAGACAUGCUCAAUCUGAGGGAAAUAAGAACCGCGACAUUCACCAAACCAUCCCGGAUCACAGAGUAAAGCUCACCCCCGAAGGCUGGACGCAAGCGCAUGAAGCUGGCUUACAACUGCGAAAUCUCCUUCGCCCAGAUGAUAAGCUGCACUUCUUCACCUCUCCCUAUCGACGAACUCGCGAAACUACAGAGGGUAUUCUGUCCACCCUGACCUCCGACUCCCCAAGCCCUUCACCAUUUCCCAGACAUUCUAUCAAAGUAUACGAGGAACCUCGCCUGCGUGAGCAGGACUUUGGUAAUUUCCAACCAUGUAGUGCGGAAAUGGAAAGAAUGUGGCAGGAACGAGCAGAUUAUGGUCACUUUUUCUACAGAAUCCCCAAUGGAGAGAGCGCAGCGGAUGCAUAUGAUAGAGUGAGCGGGUUUAAUGAGAGUCUAUGGAGACAAUUUGGAGAUGAUGAUUUCGCAAGCGUUUGUGUUUUAGUGACUCAUGGACUCAUGUCCCGCGUCUUUCUGAUGAAAUGGUACCAUUUCUCUGUUGAAUAUUUCGAAGAUCUUCGAAAUGUCAAUCACUGCGAAUUUCUCAUCAUGCGCAAAUCAGACGAUUCCGGAAAAUACAUAUUGGAGAAUCAACUACGCACAUGGUCUCAGCUAAAGCAAGAACGUCUUGCUAUUGCCGCCGCAGCCAAACCCUCUCCCUCUACGCCUGACAAUGGGCAAGCCUCUGAAAAGGAGAAGGAGAAGGAGGGUAAAUUGCUAGGGGCAGGUCGCUCUCCUGCAGGGUCUUCAAGUCCUGUACCAACACACAAAAAAUGGGGUGGCUGUCCCAACGGAUGCGAUCAUGGAAAACAUUACUACAAAAAAGAAAACUCUAUGCAUGCUAUGCAACUUCACGGUCGCCAAAAUAUCUCAGCAUCUACUUCAUUGACACACGUAGAAACCAUCGCGGCCCGUCGACCAGCCGCCCGUCGCUGGCAAUCCUUCUCUGACGAAGAGGACGACGAUCCCAGAGGUAAACCCGGUCCGCCUAAUCUAGAUGUCCAAAAAAGUCUCGAAGAAACAGUGAGUAGUCCCGACGGAACGCCCAGUUUCAUAAGCAUAGAAGACCGGUUGCGCAGUCGCAUUCGGAGUCCCAAUGAUUUACUUGGCAUACGCCACGGGGGUAGAGACGGCGGCGGAAGCGCCAGUGGUGCUAAUAGCGAUGCGGAAUUUAGCGCAGAAGAAGAUGCGAGGAAGAGACUAGCGAGAGGAAGGAGCGGUAACAACGGAUUGGGGAUUUCCGUCCUACCGCGAAAAUUGACGAGGGAAGAAUCGGAUGGAAUGGGAAAGGGAGUCAAGGCUGACGCGUUGGGCGAUCAAAGUGAUGAUGGAGAUGGAGAUGGAGAUGAUGAUGCGGGAGCACAGAGUGAUGAAGGCGGUGAGCCGAGCCCCGAACUUCUCGAGAUUCAACAAGCUGAGAAGUUGGACAAAAGUAUCGAGGGGAGUGUCUAUUAA
Messenger RNA from Sclerotinia borealis F-4128, 1521 nucleotides. The record is from the annotation of a GenBank genome assembly. NCBI's taxonomy places the organism in Eukaryota, Fungi, Ascomycota, Leotiomycetes, Helotiales, Sclerotiniaceae.